AUGCGUGAUUCAACCAAAAAUUUGAAGGUUAUGGAGGGGGUAGAAAGUGAUAUUAACACGGAAAAACAAGAGCAAGAGCAAAAAUCCGAAGAAAAUUUACCGGUUUCAGAAACUAAAUUUGAAACUGAGUUAAAGCUGUCAGAGGACUCGGACGACGACAUAGAGACAAGUGAUGAAAGCGAUAGUGAAGCUAAUGUAAAAAAGGCACUUAAAGACGAAGAGGCGCUACUAAAGCUGGGACAGCCGAAAGAGACAGAAUCUGGCAAUUUCUUCGACCGUCCCGAUCCCAAUAAAUUACAGCUAUUUUUUGAAUUCCAUCCAAAGGUACCUGUCGCACAAAAAGAUGUACCUUUCAAUGUGGAAAAAGCGUUUACGCGUAAUAAUAAAACAAAAAGGAAAUGGUUGAGCUAUAGUGAAGAAAGAAAGGCACUUUUCUGCACAAUUUGUCUUGCUUAUUCAGUUGAGAGUAAUAAAGAUCAAAGUUCUGCUUUUGCAAGAGGUAUGUCUGAUUGGAAACAUGUAUAUCAGCGAAUAAAUGAGCAUGAAAGUUCAAUCAGUUAUGGAAAAAACUGCGAAACAUAUUUCAUGUAUAUUAAAAAUCAAACAAUUGAAAAAAUACUUUUUGGAAACGUUGUUGAAAUGAGAAAUAAAAAAGUUGCAAGCAAUCGGCACGUUUUGGAUGUUAUUAUUGAUGUUAUAAAACUAAUUGGCAAACGAGGACUUUCUUAUCGGGGCACAGCAAAUGAAGCUGCAUACAAUCUAGAAAAUGAAAACCUAGAUCAUGGUAAUUUUUUGGAAAUAAUCUUACUUUUAUCGAAAUUUGAUGUUAUUUUGAAGAAACAUUUGGACGCCAUUGUUAAAAAAAGCAAAAGUUAUCACAAUAGAAAAAUCAAACGUCGAGCUGGAAAUUUCUACACAUUUUUGUCAAAAACUACUGUAAAUUCAAUCAUUGUCAUAAUCACAGAAAUUAUUCUAAAGAAGAUUUCUUCAGAGAUACAGACUGCCACUAUGUUCUCUAUAGAAAUAGACAGCACUCAAGAUAUUUCAGUAACAGACCAAUGUUCAGUUGUAACAAGGUAUGUUUACAACGGAACAAUUCACGAACGCCUUCUUGCAGUUGUUCCUUGUCACAAUUCAACAGGGAAGGGAUUUCAUACCAUGAUUCAUGACAUACUGGUAAAAAAUGGUUUGGAUGAAAAAAAUUGUAUUGCUGACUCUACUGAUGGGGCGGCUAAUAUGCAAGGGAGAUAUUCGGGAUUCUCCAGUUUCAUGGUCCAGGAAAAUUCAAAUCAUGUUCAUGUUUGGUGUUAUGCGCAUAUUUUAAAUCUUGUUCUGACAGACAUUUUUAAAUCCCACAUUAAGGCCGCAUCAUUUUUUUCAUUACUGAAUUGUAUAGCAGCAUUUUUUAAAGAAUCUCAUCAACGCAUGGGUUACUGGUUGGACAUUGGUAACAAUGCUAGAUCACAGAAACUUCAGUUGAUAGGAGAAACUCGUUGGUGGUCAAAGGAAGCAGCGCUCAGUAAAAUUUUUGGUAAUUUAAAUGAACCUAAUAAAGCACUGUACGUUGAUUUAAUUGACAUUCUUAAUACAAUUGAAAAUUCACAAAAAAUUAAGCCAGAUGCAAGAGCGACUGCUGCAAAUUACAAAGCACAAUUACUGAAAUACGAAAAUAUUUUAAUUGGGCACAUAUUCUUAAAACUGUUCUCUAUAACAGGCCCUUUAUCAAGAUAUAUUCAGACAACAGGGUUAGAUUUAUUAAAAUGUAACUUUAUGGUUAAUGAUUCUAUACUGAGUUUAAAAAAAAUGCAACGAAAUUUUCCAGACAUUGAAGCAUCUGCAGAUAAAUUUGUAGGGUGGGCUAAACUCUCUUUUGAAAGGAGAGACUUCGAAUUUUUUAUUGAAGAACAAUUGCACGAGUUUCGAUCAAAAAAGAAAAAGAAAUUCUUUGAUGAGAAAACUUCUGAUGAAAUCCCAGUAAGCCCAAAAGAAAAUUUUAGAAUUGUUUUUUUUAACGUUAUUGCGGAUACUGCAGUAGAAUCAAUCAGUAGAAUAUUUGCAAACAACGCUGAAUUAUGUAGGGAUCUGAACAUUUUAGAUCCAAAUAAUUUUGAAGAAAUCGCCAAAGGUGAGCUACCUGAGAAUUCUCUAAAAAUAUUGUCAGAAAAAUUAAUACAGUUUGAUUCUUCUGCAACUCCUGCAAAGUUGAAAGAAGAGUUAGCAAGCUUUGCAAGCAACUGGAAACAUAUUAAAUUAACAAUUGAAGAUUCAUAUGAAAUAAAUUAUGCUAGACUUGAUGUGGGGUUAGACGACUCUUCUUAUGCACAGUCAGAUGUAGACGAAGAUGACUGUAUAACAAAACAGAGUACAAAAUCAAGGGUGUGCAUCGAAUCUAACAAAUGUCAGAACUGUGUCAUUUGUUGCUACGGUUCAAUUUUAAAAUAUAAUUUGUUUAAGGGGGCUUAUUCCACGCUGGUAUUGGCUUAUCAAUAUAUACUUUCAUUGCCCAUCUCGCAAGUGGCAUGUGAACGAUCGUUUUCAACUUUAAAAUUUAUCAAAAAUAGAUUAAGAAACUCCUUGUCUGAUAAUAGACUCGAGUCGUUCAUGCUGAUGAAUAUUGAAAAUGAUAUACUGAGCGAUAUCAACAAUGAUGAAAUUAUUAAUCGUUUGGGUCAAACAACCAAAGUAAUGAAGGACGCUUUAAUUUCAAAUAGUGAGGAUGAACCAUUUCAAAGUUCAGGCAGCGAGUUUCUGCCUUCGAAUGAUUCUGGUACAUCUGAAAAUAAUUUAUAUGAAGAGAAGGAGUCCGCUGAUAAAGAGGCUGGAAAUAAUAAACAUGGACAAAAGAAAACGAAAGAUCCCAAGAGCUGGAAAAGAAAUGUGCAGAAAAUAAAAAGAGCUAGAGGUGAAGUUUAUAAAUCUACGACAACGAGAAAAGUGGUACCAGAAAGGAAACAAGGCGAUGAUUGCAAAUGUAGUAAGAAAUGCAUAGAAAAACUUUCAGAAACCGAAAAGCAGGAAAUAAUGUAG
Messenger RNA from Diabrotica virgifera virgifera (western corn rootworm), 3027 nucleotides. RefSeq lists its product as uncharacterized. The transcript is spliced from 4 exons. Gene Ontology annotation, molecular function: protein dimerization activity. The record is from RefSeq and is a predicted model, not a curated record. Bases 1 to 3027 code for a protein of 1008 amino acids. Lineage: Eukaryota; Metazoa; Arthropoda; Insecta; Coleoptera; Chrysomelidae.